UACAGGAACAAUAACUGGAUUCUCCAAGGGAUCAAAUAGAUAUUGAGUCAUCCAUCAAAUGGUUUGUAGCCCAGAUCAUGAAAUCCUUAGAACUCACAUGCUGAAUUCUAGUUUUCUUGAGUUGGACUACUUAAAUCUAGUGUUUACUGCAAUGAAGAGUCAUAUCAUUGCUUGAUUGGAUCAUCUAAUCCAAAUUAAAAGGUGUUGUGCCCCUACCUUUCCCAUAUAAAAAUAAUUCAUGUUUCCAUGCAUUAUAAUCAUACAUGCCAAAGAACUCUCACCAAAACUUCCCUGCCAUCCACAUGGCGCAGGAGAAUCUUGAACUUUUGUUUACUAUUUUUCAUAUCAUUAUUGGUCAAUUUUUUAGUCGUAUCAUAUACAGCUCCUCCUUUGAGUCUCUCAAUCCUUGCAGUUCUGGGAACUCACUUCUUGGGUCUCCGAAUCCUUGUGGCUCACAGCGGCACAUAACCCCAUCGCCUACCGUCUCCCUCGCAGAGCUCGAAGUAGCGCUGCCGACAUCAGCAGGGGAAUAGACGAGCGGCUCUCGAGUAUGGCUGGAUUCAUGGCUAGUUUGUCUGCGAAUCUUUUGGUCUUCUUUCUUGUUCAAGGGUGGUCGGCGGCUAAAUUCACGUUAACCAACAACUGCGACUACACGGUGUGGCCGGGCGUGCUAUCGAACGCCGGAGAUGCUUCGCUUUCGACGACGGGAUUCGCUCUGGAGACAGGGCAGUCGAAGAGCCUCGACGCGCCCGCCGGGUGGUCGGGCCGUCUCUGGGCCCGCACCCUCUGCGCCACCGACUCCUCCGGCAGGUUCAGCUGCGGGACCGGGGACUGCGGGUCCGGCAAGGUGGAGUGCUCCGGCGGCGGCGCCACACCGCCGGUCACGCUGGCGGAGUUCACCCUGGGAGGUGGCGGCGGCGGAGGCGGGAUGGACUACUACGACGUGAGCCUGGUGGACGGCUACAACUUGCCGAUGCUGGUGGUGGCGCAGGGGGGGUCUGGCGGCGGUUGCGGCUCGACCGGGUGCGUAGCGGACCUCAACGGGGUGUGCCCGUCGGACCUGGAGGUGGUGGCGACGCGGUCGAGCAGCCGGGGGAGCGAGGUCGUGGCGUGCAUGAGCGCGUGCGAGGCCUUCGGGUCGCCGCAGUACUGCUGCAGCGGCGCCUACGGCAAUCCCAACACGUGCAAGCCCUCGUCCUACUCGCAGUUCUUUAAGAACGCCUGCCCCAAGGCCUACAGCUACGCCUUCGACGACGCCACCUCCACGUUCACCUGCGCCGACGCCGACUACCUCAUCACCUUCUGCCCCAGCACCGCCAGUCAGAAAUCCUCGAGCCAGAAUCCGGAGUCGUCGGCCGGCGCCGGGCUACCGUCAAGCGACGGCGAUGGCGGCGCAAUGGAGUUCGUUGGCGGCGACGAGUUCCGCGGCGCCUCGCCGACCGUGGCGAUACGCGUUUCGCUCGCAAUUCUUGUCACGUCGUGGCUACUCUGAGCCUGCAUGAGCUUCCAGGAACGGGCGGCAGUGAGGCAGACGGAGGAGGAGGAGGAGGAACGCACUAAUUCUCCGCAAGCAGGCCCAUCUAAUUUUGUCGUUGGCGAUCGACCGAGAAUAUUCUGCUGGUGGGGGAUUGAGAUAUGAGAGGGGUGUGACAAGGAAGGGGAAGAGCGUCACCUGAUCUGGUGCUUAUUGCUGUAAGGCUGGUAUUUGUUAUCCUCUUCGUUUGUGCAGAGCGGCGUCGCUCUCGGGGAUGCAAACGCGAGAGGUGGUGAAGAAAAGGAGGAGAAUGUCGGUGAAAUGUCUCAUCGAUUAUUGUAAUUUAUGGGUUUGUAUCGGAGCCGUUUGCGUUCAACCUCUUUUUCUUGUCUCCA
Molecule: messenger RNA, 1869 nt
Organism: Musa acuminata AAA Group (dessert banana)
Lineage: Eukaryota; Viridiplantae; Streptophyta; Magnoliopsida; Zingiberales; Musaceae
Product: thaumatin-like protein 1
Exons: 3
Coding region: 551-1492 (313 amino acids)
Biological process (GO): defense response
Cellular component (GO): extracellular region
Source: RefSeq, a predicted model, not a curated record